UUCUCAUAAGCAUUCAAGAGUUGCUUACGUUCGGUUCGUUCGCAUUUCUUCUCUAUCUUAUAUAAUAUUAUAUUUUCUCCUAAAUCAAUUUUUUCACUACCAACAACAACAACAAUAAUUCAAACUUAACUCAACUUUUCAACAAACUCGCGUCAACUAACUUAACUUUUACAACUCUCAAGUCUAUACUUUCUAUUUUAUAAAAACAAAACCAAAACUUAUUUAACUCGACACAUCAACAACAAAAACAACAAUAAUAAUAUUUUGUUUGAAAUUGUUUUCACAAAUAAAAAUUAAAUUUCUACAAAAUUAAAAACAACAAUAAUAACAAAUAAUUUCACAAAAUAAAAAUACAACAAUAAAAACAAAAACUAACGCUUGCUGAGAGGAGCGUGAGAAGAGCCAAAAGGAUAUAUGGAGCAAUACAAUUACCAAAUGAACCCCCCUCCCAGUUGAGCGAACCGUUAUGUUUUAAGCCCCGUUGUGUAAAAACAAAACGUAAACGUAAACGCAAAUGUAAAAAUCGAUAAACCACACGCAGCCAACGCAAACGCAGCAAAACGUGUCCCUGUCCAGAGUCCAAAAACAAAAAGAGAGACCCCCCUGCCCAAAACACAAGAAAAAAAUAGAAUAAAAUAAAAAAAAAAAAAGAAAACCCAAACUCAAACUGAGACCCGAACACCAAAAGUACGGACCAAAGUUGACCAAAAAACACACACACACAAACUAAAGUUGGCCCCCAGUGCGACUCGAGAACAACUAGAACUCCUAGACUGAAGCAGCGGUCGUCGGUCGUUGGAGCUGAGUAUGAGUAUAAAGCGCAGAAAUGUGUAAAGUGGCUGUGAAAUUUGAAGUAUCCUAACCAAAAACCAAAAACAAACCAACAACAACAACCAAAAUAACCAAAAUAACCGAAAAGCAACAACCAAUAAAACCAAGAAAACCGCAACAACCAAUUUAUCAUCAUAUAAAACAAUAAAAUGCAAUUUGAAAUAGAAUUUUGAAUUAUGAUCAAAUGAUAAUAAGAACGUGAAAAGGAACGUGAGGCGCAACAAUGCGUAGUAUGCCAAGCAAUAAAAACUCUACAAGUAAACUCUAAACUCUAUACUAUAUUUCGGCGAGCCAAAUCUAUAUAUAUUUUCACAUGCGACAAAUAUUGCGAGAUAAGAACUGCAACAUUUCCUUUCCGCUUUGCCACCAAACGAUACCCCCUAAGACGGUCUUUGCUCGUUCGAAAGAAACCACUCGCUUCAGCACUUAACACUUAACUUGCCUAUUGACCACUGACAACCGCUAAACCGCUCAACUGCUCAACAUCAACCAUCAACUGCAAUCAACGACUUAACCAAAGUAAACCAACAACCAACAACAACACAACCACACGCUCCAGUUACGUCCCUUCCUUACACCCCCCUCAUAAUGCCGCGUUGCCUGAUUGCCAAGAAAUGGAAGGCGUAUCCUUGGCUGGAUCGUGCCGAGGAUAAUGCGCAGCACCCCAACAACACAACCGCAACCACAACGACGACGGCAGCGACGACGUCGACGACUUCCAGGGAUGAGGAAAUGUCACCUUUGCCAAAUCUCAAAUCGCGUCGCUCGACACUCGAUGAUGAUGAGGAGAUCGAUGUUGUUGGUGACAAGCUAUUGACCAAAUCGGAAAAACAACGCACAACACAACAAGGAGCAGCCGUCGUAGCUGCUGCCACAGCAGAAGCAACAAACGACAGCACAACAGCAACAGCGUCAGCGACAGCAACAGCGACAACAACAACGGCAGCAACAACAACAACAACGGGCAAGUGUUGGGGUCCCAGCUCACCAACGGCGGGCACCACAGCGCCCAGUCCGCCACCGCAUUCGCCCGAGGCAGCGACACGAGUGGCCAGCAACAAUGUCUACAACGGCUACACACGUGAACUGUCGCCGCUGCACUACACCGCGUACCUGCCCAGAAUGGAGAGCGAAAUAACCGUUAUACGUGCAGCAGCCACAGCGUUGGUGGCAGCAGCCGCAACCAGUGGAGCGGGCGAACAGCAUUUGGCCGCUUAUCAGACACCGCCUUCGUCCACCACAUCGUCGCCGUCGUGUUCGCCGAGUGGCGCUGGCCACAGCCACAGCGAUCGCUUCAGUCCCAGUGUGCACAUCAAAAUGGAAUCCGGACAGACAUCGAGUGAGCGCAAAUGCUUUAGCAGUACGGGUGCAACGUUGUCGCUGCCGCCAAAGAAGAAGGACAUCUACAGGCCGUAUUCGCUGGACGAUAAGCCAGCUCAUGGUUAUCGGCGACGUGUGCCAGCCGAGGAGGAUUUGCAUGCGGCACACGCUAUACUAGAUCUCAGCGCAUCGACAGCAUUUCACCCGCCCACGCAGCCACAUCAACUACAGCAGCAGCAGCAGCAACAGCAUCAACAUCAAUUGCCCCUGCAGCAACAGCAACAUCAACAACAGCAGCAGCAACAGCAGACGGAGCAACACGCGCUGGGACACAUGCAACACACACAUGGACACAUUCACUCGCACUCGCAUUCGCAUUCACACUCGCACACACACGCCCACGCCCACACCGCGCCGCUUUUGGAGGCGCAUGCGCAUGUGCGUAGCACGUCAUCGAUUGCCGAACUGGCUGCUGCAGCGAGCGCGGUAAAUGAACAACGCCCCUUGAGCAAUGCCUCCUCCAGCGCAAGCAGCAGCCACCUGCCACCCAGCAGCCCCGCCAGCAACAGCAGCAGCAACAGCAAUCACAGCAACAUUAGCAACAGCAGCAGCAACGGCGGCAACGUGCAGAACGAGAACAGCAACACAACCAACACGAAUCAGUUGCGUCCUGGCCUCGGCCUGGGCCUGGGUCUGAGUCUGGCACAGGAAUGCGAUGUGGAUGCCGAUGGCAAUGGGCAGCCAGCCAAAACGGUUGCCUACACAUACGAGGCCUUCUUUGUGAGCGACGGUCGCUCGAAGCGCAAGCAUGUCGCCGACCCAGCUGCCGUUGUCGUCCAGGAUCAACAGAAGACCAAAUACACGUGCUCCGAAUGCGGCAAACAAUACGCAACCUCGAGCAAUCUGUCGCGCCACAAGCAAACGCAUCGUUCCCUCGACUCGCAGUCGGCCAAAAAGUGUCACACCUGUGGCAAGGCCUACGUCUCGAUGCCCGCACUGGCAAUGCAUGUGCUGACGCACAAGUUAUCCCAUAGCUGCGGUGUCUGUGGCAAACUCUUCUCGCGACCCUGGCUGCUGCAGGGACAUCUGCGUUCGCACACCGGCGAGAAGCCUUACGGCUGUGCGCACUGCGGUAAGGCGUUUGCGGAUCGCUCGAAUCUUCGGGCGCAUAUGCAGACGCAUUCGGUGGACAAGAACUUUGAAUGCAAGCGAUGCCACAAGACGUUCGCGCUCAAGUCGUACCUAAACAAGCAUCUGGAAUCGGCCUGUCUCAAGGACGAGGAGGAGCUGAUGAUGGCCAUGUCGCUGCACGGUCACACCGACAGCAACAGCGAAAGCGGUGCCAGCAUGGCAUCCUCACCACCGCACGAGUUCCUCGAACGCGUCAAGGUGGAGUCAUCGGCAGCUGGAGGCGCAGGCGGCGGAGGUGUCACCUAUGCCAUGUAAAAAGAACAAAGUUGAGUAAGUGUGCAAUGCAUAAUUGUCUGGCAAUGCCAAAGAAAAAACAAAACAAAGCAAAAGCAAAAUGAAAAAAGCAAAAAAGAAAAUCCCUAGUUAAUUUACCGUUACAAAUGUUACAAAAGUUAUCGUUACCGAUCGAUAGCCGCGUUAUCGAUAGCGACAUCAAAACCGCUAACAGUUUUUAUAUAUACGAAAUACGAUUACAUACUUGACAUCACAAUACGUCCAAAAGCAAGUGUAGUAGAGUAACACAGAGACUGUAGAAAUUCGCAUUAGACACAUUAGGCAGCAAAUACCAUUAAACAAAGAAAAAAAAACUAAAAAAAAAAUACAAUACAAGAAAACGAAAUGAAGAGUGACGAAAGUAAAAUGAAAGCAAAAAAUACACUUAGUAAACCUAAUCUCGUUCUUCUUUUAGUCAUAUAAGCGAGUUGAACAUUCCUAGAACCCAACAUAAGCAUUCCAUAAGUAAUACACACACCAAACACACCACACACACACACACACAUACACUUUGACACCACAGAGAAAGCCUUUUGCAAGUUGGUGUAAACCGAAUGCAAACCCAAAACCUGAACUUGAGCAAUUCUAUCGCUAGCAAUAGCGCUAUCUAAUCUAUCUAUCUUACGAUAUGCAUUACAUACUAUAUAAUGAUGUACUAUAACCUGUAGCCUAUCUAACAAGAAAAACAAAAACAAAAACGAAAACAAACACACACUUUUAAUCUUUAGCUCUCCUCUCCUCUAACAACUAACUCUACUCCUAAGCUAAUCAAAUGGUAUAUUAAUUGAGAAGAAAAAACAAAAACAAACGAAAAAUGAAAAAAACACAAAAAACGAAAAUUAAACCAUUCUCUUUAAUCCAAGAAAAAACAACGUUGACGAAGACGUAGACGAAGUGAUUAAAAUUAAUGCAACGAAUACAAAAGCAAAUGCAAUGUUUCUCAAACAACGAAUUAGGUCUUAAGGGCAGCCUAUCUAUAAGCAGUAUAUAGUAGCGCCACAGAGCAGCGAAUUUAGCUGCAAUUUUUUCACAACAUUCUUAAACUAAGUCACACACACAUAGCUGAACAAAAAACGGCACUAGCAACACAUUAAGAAAAACACAAAGCACUUAACAAAAAAAAUCAAAUAUUAAAAUCCCCCAAAAAUUUAUAAAUAAUUCCCACACAAAAAAAAAAAAGAAAAUAUUGAGAUAAAUUCGAAAAGCAAUAACAUUUUAGAAAACAUCGAAAACAUUAUUGGCACAAUUUUAAAUUGAAAUCAACAUUUUUGGUAGAGUUUUCAACAGUUAGUUUUGUUCUGAGUUCAAUUUGAAGGCUAGAGAGACAUUGGAAAGGAGGGGAAUCAGAAAACAUAACAUAUAUUUGGGCAUUUCAUUUGCAUUAACAUCAUGUCCCAACUUAUAAUAUAGUCAAUUAGCAUUCCAGGCAAUUACCAAAAACAUUAACAAUAAAAAAUGAAAGCUAAAUUAUUUAUUAUUAUGCAUAGAAGGCAAAGAAUCUAGUCGCUGUCUAACAGCAAUAUUAUUAUUUAAUAUCAAGAAGAGUAGGAAGUUUAUUUAUGUAGAGACCCCAGACCCAGUUAAACUUUUACCAGUACGAAUAGUUUUAGAGCAUUGCAUUCUUUUGUGGCCCAUUUACGAUUACAUCAAUUAUAGCGACAAAGACCAAAAAAACAAAAUGAUUUGAUUCAUAUUCAAAUCCGUAUUCGAUCGCAUUAAUCGUGCCCCCCAAAAUCGAAUCGACAAAACACAAAACAUACAACAUUUAUCGAGUGUGAUCUAGUCUCAAGCAUUUAACAGUACACUUCGUCCAUGCGUAAUAGAACAGAAAGAUGAAAGAUAAAAAAUGAAGGAAACAAACUACUUUUGCACUUUUCAAGUACUUACAAUCGUAACGACCCUAGUACGAUAUUACUUAAUCCUUAACUUAUAUUAUGUAGCUCAUAUGUUCAUCAUUCAUUAUUCGCAAUUACACCCCCUCACACACACACACACACAUAAUACUUACGAGUACGCUGCACAAACAAAAAAAAUACCCUGUAAAUACUUAGUAUUUAAUCCACAAAGAAAAAAAAAACACACACACACACAAAAAAUACUCGUACUUAUCACUUACACUGAAAAUCAGCUUCAGCGACCGAUCUCAAAAUAUAUAUGAAGAAAAAAGUGCAACGAACUUUUGUGGCCAUAGUCAUAGAGAACUUAGCCUAUAAAGUAGCAAUGUUUAGAUCAAAAAACAAAAGAAACCCAGUGGAAAGUUGUUGGUAUGUCUAAGCGAGCGAAGAGGAAUCUAUAUAUACAUACAUACAUUAUAUAUAUACAACAUUUAGAAUACGUAUGUAGUUGCGUAAUAUUUACAAUAUAUAUAUGCUAUAUAUAUAUUACAAUUAGAGAUAGUAUACAAUAUACUCUUAAGUUAAACUAGUAAGUAUAAUUACGACAAAAUUAUUUUUAUACUGUUUAAAUAAUGAAGAAGAUGCGAGAGAGAAGUGAAAGUUUUGCAUUUCGUAUUCGGUGCGGGUGACAACCCUAAAGCGAAUGGCGAAUGCAAAACUUUUAUGGAAUAAUCGAAUCGAUAUCGAAAUAUCGUCAUCGAAAUCGGCUAAAGUACCAAAGCAAUACUCAAAUGAACAGCAAAAUAACAAAGCAAACAAUGCGAACAAAUAUUCAAUUAUAACUUUAAACAAAAAAACAAGCUACUUAUAGUCAUAGUUACCAACUUAUUAUUACUAUUAUCAUUUGUAUUAUUUUCCCAGUGAAAAUACACAUAUACAUAUAUAUAUAUAUACUUCAAUUUGUUUGUUUUUGUAUUUGUCGAUGAGAGUUCAUUUAAAAUUUACAAAAGAAAAUACGAAAAAACAAAAAUUAUUAAUUAAAGCCCGGCAAUAAUAUUCAAUUUUGUAUAACAAUGUAAACAAUGCAAAAAGCAAAACGAAAAAAAAAAUGAAACCAAAUGCAUAAUUAAUUAUGUGAAUGAAAGCAAUAACAUAAAGGUUAAUCAAUUUAUUUAGAAUAUAAGUAAUCUAAGGUUGAAACUAUUUAAAAUUAGUAAUGACAGCACACUUGUAUUUAAACAAAACCGAAAACAAUUACAUGAAACAAUUAUAAAGUUAUAAAUAUACAAUACAUAUACAUAAUACUUACACUAUACAAAACAAAACCAAUUGUUUUUUUAUUUUUCAACUUUUUUUUUUUUGAUUAAGCGCUGUUCUGAUUUACACUUCCGCAAAUCAUUUCAUAGCAAAAGCAUACGGAUUUUAAUCUUCUAAAAGUAUGUUUUAUCUCUGUGAAAUUGUAUUUGAAGUGCAAUUUGGUAUGUGAUUUUUAUUUGCUUUAUAUAUAUUCCUUGGAUUUUAUAAGGCAAAACUGGACUCAUUUACUUUACACUUUUGAUUUAUGAUUAACGUUGAAAAUACGUUGUUAUUUUUAAUAAUGAAAGCAGGUCAAUAGAACAGAGGAACCCAAAAGCAAUUCGUAUAUUGUGAUAUUCCCACACAAUUAAAAAAGCUUACAAGUAUCCAUAAUUUCUUCAUUUUGCUCAACAGAAAAUCCAACAAAAGUUGAAAAUGAUUGCAAAAUAUAUAAGGCAAAUAUUAUUGAAAUGAGCUCCAGAAACUAUAAAUAGCAUAACGUGUAUCGAGAAGCAAUAAAACGUAGUUGUAAUCCUAUAACAAAUAUAAAUUUGAGAGAAAACAAAAGAAAAGAAAAGGAAAUAUUUUAAACAUUUUUAAAUAACCUAAAGACACGUAGUAAAUAAAUUGCAUAUAAGCAUAUAGUACUUCAAUACUAUAGAACUAUAUACAUAUACAUACAAUCUAUAUAUAUAUAUAUACAUAUUAAUAUAUUUGGAAAAGCUUUACUCCAUCAAGAAAUCGGCGGUUACAUUUUUGUUUUCAAAAAGUGCCCGUUUUAUGGUUUUCAUUUAAUUUUUCGCUAGGUUUCGUCACAGCCACGCACACACACACAACCACACACACACACACAUGUUAUAGGUUCGUCCAAGCAUUAUAAGGAUCAUGGCAUUAUUGUUAGAAUUGAGAGAAGUGAAAAGCGGAAUAAAAAAUUGUUAAAGUUGAUGAAAUUUUUUAGCAUAGCAUAUUAACGACAUAGUUGUAUAUCAUUGGAACCAGCGCAACUUUAAAUACUACUUACAAUUGUUGAAUUCAGUAUUUGGUAGCAUUAGGUUCAUGAUCCAUUGUUUCCAUUAUCUGUUGCUAUCCCUUACCUCGCCCUCCUCUUCCCCUCGCUACACUACGCAUUACGCUCUGACAAUGUUGUCCUUUUUGUGUCAAUGCAUUUUAACGAGCGCUCGUUAGGAACACCCAAACAAAGGGAAAUGUAAUAAAGAAUAUACAGAAAAAAAGAAAAGAAAAGAAGAUGAAAAAAUAAAGUGAGACGCCAACUGCGUCAGCGCGUGGCUCAUCCCCCCGACCAUGGCACAUUUCCCCCCGCCUAAGCGUAUCCAAAACCCUUUGUCCAGAGACCAAAAAGUGGCAAUAUUAAAUUCUUAACAGUUUAAUUUGCAUUGGGUCUGUAUAUAGCGUAUUAUAAUUAAAAUUAUUAUUGCAAUUGUUUUUAUGAUUUAUUCCUUCUUUUUCUUUAGCUGAGCUGAGUUUCGCGUGUCAUUUUUGAAACAAUUUCACACAAAAAUAUGCACAGCAUAUGUUUGAGAACGUUUUAAGGAAACUCCAUCAAAUAAUAAACUGCAUAUUAUUUUGUGAAUUUGGGUUGAAAAUUAAACCCGAAACUAAACUCUGACACCGCAGUAUUUACACAACAAGCAAAACGCGUAGUGGAAAUGAAAUGAAAAUAAUGAAAAUGAUGUAUAAAUAAUAAGCAAACAGCAAUGAUUAAACCAAAUGAAAGACUUAGCACGUUAACACAAAUAUAAACAAAACAAAAACGAAAACGAAAAAAAAACUAACAUUAAAUUGAACUAAUAAAGUAAACCAAAAAAUCUAUAAAGACAACAACAAGAUGAUGAAGUACAGUAACAACAACAAAAAUAAAAGACUUAACACUUUGAAUAUUAUUAUGAAAAACAAAAAACUUAUUUACAUCUAUUGUAUAUUGUAUUAUGAUACGAGUACUUAUAAACAUACUUAAAUCGAAAAACGAAAAUCGAAAAUCGAAGAACAACAACAACGAAGAUGAAAAGCAACAGUAAAAGCAAAAAGCAAUAAUAACAGCAACGAAAAUAGUAAACAAAAAGCAAUUGAGCAAAUGAGAGCAAUAGCAAUAGCGAAUUACUUCUAAGGUAACCAAAAAAGUAUUAUAGCGCAUGUAUCUAUGGGUAAAUAUUUGGAAAUCGUUAAACUAUUGCGAUAAGUAAGCGAAACCAAAAUAUUUAUGGCACUAUAUACACACACCACAAGUAUAGCAUAAUAAAUAUAUACUUCUAUAUAUAUACAUUAUACAUAUAUAUACAUACAUAUAUCUAUAAAUAUAUGAGAAUACAAAUUUAGCUUUUAGUUUACCAGCAACAAAAAAAAAAUCAUGAACAUAAAUGCGCAAAUGCAAAUGCAAACAAAACGUGCAAAAACGUGAAUGAAAUAAACCGUAGCAACUUUUUUGGAUUUAGCUGCAUAAUGAAUUGAUUAAACGAUUAUUAGUUAUCGAUAUAUACACAUACAUAGUACAUAUAACGGUAGAGUUGUUUUUUGGCAUAUUGUUAUCGCAACUUUUGUGCUGCUUUUGACGAGACCAAUUGAUGUACUUUAUACAACGAAAAAAAAUAACGAUUUAAACGAAAACCCAAAAAAAAAAACAAAAUGGAACCCAAUAUGAAGAAGAAUUGAGAAUUAAAGUAAACUCAUCUUAUGUUUUUGCAUAGGUGCAUAUUGUUGCGAUAGAUUUACAAAAACAACAAAACACAUAUAAGCAAUACCUAUUUUGAACCAAGAAACACAGACACACAAAAACACACACACACACACAGACACAGCAAUACCUAGAAGAGAUAGUUGAUGGAGUUACUGCGUAGUAAAUAAAUCAUUUUAACUUGUAUUUAGAGCACACAAAAACGUAAUGUAGCAUUGUAGAAAAGUAGCGUUGCAAUUAAUUAUUAUUAUUAACAAAAAGAAAAACAAGAAGAUGAACAACAACAAAAAGAACAAGAACAA
Drosophila sulfurigaster albostrigata is the source of this 9737-nucleotide messenger RNA. Its product is annotated as protein glass. The transcript is spliced from 2 exons. Gene Ontology annotation, molecular function: RNA polymerase II cis-regulatory region sequence-specific DNA binding; DNA-binding transcription factor activity, RNA polymerase II-specific. Gene Ontology annotation, biological process: regulation of DNA-templated transcription. The coding region runs from base 1420 to 3597 and encodes 725 amino acids. The record is from RefSeq and is a predicted model, not a curated record. NCBI's taxonomy places the organism in Eukaryota, Metazoa, Arthropoda, Insecta, Diptera, Drosophilidae.